This is a messenger RNA of Meyerozyma guilliermondii ATCC 6260, 1881 nucleotides long. It is a transcript of the gene LPT1, whose product is annotated as lysophospholipid acyltransferase. The record is from RefSeq and is a predicted model, not a curated record. The transcript has a single exon. Gene Ontology annotation, biological process: lipid modification; glycerophospholipid biosynthetic process. NCBI's taxonomy places the organism in Eukaryota, Fungi, Ascomycota, Pichiomycetes, Serinales, Debaryomycetaceae. Gene Ontology annotation, cellular component: endoplasmic reticulum; membrane. Gene Ontology annotation, molecular function: 1-acylglycerol-3-phosphate O-acyltransferase activity; 1-acylglycerophosphocholine O-acyltransferase activity. Bases 1 to 1881 code for a protein of 626 amino acids.
AUGGCACCUCAUUCCAGUGCGCGGCUACAAUUAAAUCGUGGAGAAAUUAAUUUAUUUUUGACAGAUCGCAAUAUGGGUCUCCAAUUAUUAUUACACCUAGCGCUGGAAAAGGUGGGAAUUGAGGAGGCCAAUUUCAAAGUGCUUCUAUGUUCCUUGCUAUCAUUCCCUUUCAGCGUGAUCUUCAAACGUUUGCCUGAUGAUCAGUAUACCCUCAAGAAUGUUUAUAUCAUUGGAGUAUCAUGUUUUUAUAUUUUUGGAAUUCUCGAGCUUUAUUCUGGUCUCCGAACAUUGUUGAUAUCUUCUAUGGGAUGCUACUUCAUUACUCGAUACUUGCGUACCUCUAGUAUGCCAUGGGUCAAUUUCGUAUUCUUGAUGGGACAUUUAGCUUAUAACCACCUUCAAGCUCAGUUUUUCGCUACUUAUGAUCCAACCAAAAUUGACAUUUUAGGAGCCCAAAUGGUUCUUGUGAUGAAACUCUCGGCUUUUGGCUGGAACGUUUAUGACGGGAAAGCCCCAAAAUCAACGUUGUCUGAAUUUGGUCGUUUACAAGCUGUGAGGCAACAUCCAGAUUUGCUCUCCUACCUUGGAUUUGUUUUUUUCUAUGCUUCGCUACUUACUGGUCCUUCUUUCCAUUAUAAUGACUACGAUAGGUUCAUCAAAUCCAUCUUGUUUGAUGAUGUUCCGGAAUCAAAACGUCCUGGUAGAAGAGUGAAGCGAAGAAUCCCUCGCAGUGGAAUCCCUGCUCUUUUUAAGGCGCUGCAAGGAUUUAUGUGGGCGUACCUUUUCAUCAUCUCUCCCAAGUUUGUCACUGUGGAAUAUCUCUUGUCCGGGGACCUUGUAAAAGAACAUGGGUUCGUUUACCGACUGGUAUAUCUCUGGAUACUUGGGUUUUCGUAUCGUCUCAAGUAUUACACAAUAUGGCUGAUUGCAGAAGCAGCAUGUAUUUUGUGUGGAAUUGGGUACAAUGGUUACGAUAGUGCCACAGACUCGUUCAAGUGGAAUCGUGUUCAAAACAUUGACCCUGUAGCUUUUGAAACGGGGCAGAAUGUUCAUGUGUGCUUGGAGUCUUGGAACAUGAACACCAACAAGUGGCUCAAGAACUAUGUUUAUGCUCGAGUUGCCCGUCCAGGAAAGAAACCAGGGUUUAAGAGUACGGUAUUCACGUUCGUUACGAGUGCAUUUUGGCACGGAACUCGGCCAGGCUACUACUUGACUUUCAUUAUGGGUGCUUUCUCGCAAACUGUGGGCAAAAUUUAUCGUCGAAACUUCAGACCCAUGUUUGUUGAGCUGGACGGGAAGACUCCAAGAGGAGCGAAGUGGCUUUAUGAUGUAGUGUGCUUCUUUGUCACACAACUCACGUUUGGGUUUAUCUGUCAACCAUUCAUGAUUCUUGAUUUAAAAAACUCAUUAUACUGUUGGAGUACAGUGUACUUCUUUGUGCCCAUCGGUAUGGCGGUAACAUUGUUUGUUUUCAAAGGACCAUAUGCUAAAUCCGUGACAGCGUGGUGCCAGCAGUACCAUAGUAAACCUAAGGACGUUAAACCAAAGCAUAAACUUACCAAAGAGGAAAGUGAGCGAGUCUCUACAGCUGUGGGGGCAUUGCUUGAGAAGAACGAGACUGACCUAGCUGAAGCGCCAAGUUUGGGUCUUCCUUCCAUUGAAGUGUUACAGGAUGUCGAUAGACACGAAAUCGACGAAGAAUUGAAGGAACUCGGUCAAGCUUGGAAGUCUUUCCGGUCGCGGAGAGGGUCAGUUACGGAAGAUGAUUUCGAAGGCUUGAGAGAUGCCUAUAAUAACUUCACAUCAGAGAUCAAUGAGAUUUUCAGUUCCAAGAGAGAGGAAAAAAAGGGUUCUGGUUCCGAACUGAAAAAGAGUGUAUAA